Python bivittatus (Burmese python) is the source of this 2727-nucleotide messenger RNA. Lineage: Eukaryota; Metazoa; Chordata; Lepidosauria; Squamata; Pythonidae. The record is from RefSeq and is a predicted model, not a curated record.
AUGUACCAGCUGCAGGAGCCCGUCUCACAGUCAUGGAGCAACCACAGAAGAGGCCCUAAUGCGUGCUUCUGCAUGCUGCUGCUGGUGGCCAUCAUGCGGCUGCAGGCAUGGCCUUCCUUCCGCUGUGCAGGAGUGCGCUAUCUUUUCAGGCCGAGGCUGAGACUGAAAAAGAGAGCAGCUGAUCAAAUUGGGGUUCCUCCCCCCCUUUUGUUCCUUGCCUUUCUCUUGGCAGUCAUCUACAUCUGUGGUCCCCUGGAGAUGCUGCACCAAGUCAUGCGUCGAGCCCACUACGAGAGCAUGACCAACGGUGACUAUGUCUUCUUCUACUUGGAUGUCUUUGGAGAAAGCUUGCAAGGGGAAGGGAGACAGGGAGCUGCCAAGCCCUGGCGGAGCAAGGAGGGCCAGGACCCCAGCACCCUACGGGAGGCCUUCCAGACGGUGCUGGUGAUCACCUAUCAUGAGCCCCAAACUUCUGAGUACCGAAGCUUCCAGAAUCAGGUGAUCCUGCGGGCUCGGCAGGAGUAUCAGGUGGAGCUCAGUGGUUCACUGAAAAACCUGGUGGCUGGCUGCUUCCAUGAUGGCCUGGUCCUCUACACCAUGGCCCUGAACGAGACCAUCAACGAGGGCGGAACAAAGGGGAACACCAGCCGCAUCCUGGAGAAGAUGAAGGGGCGCACGUUCCAGGGAGUCACCGGGACCGUGAGCAUGGAUCAGAACAACGACCGUGACACAGACUUCAACCUGUGGGCCAUGGCAGACGUGAAGAGUGGCGAGUACCAGGUGGUUGGACACUACAUAGGGUCGGAGAAGCAGCUGAAGUGGCUGGGGCCCAUCCACUGGGUGAAGGGGGAGCCGCCUCUGGAUAACCCCCCCUGUUUUGACAUAGACGACCCCUCCUGCGACAAAAGUGCCCUCAGCACCCUGGCGAUCAUGGCACUAGGGGCCGGACUCACCUUUAUCAUGUUUGGGGUCUCCAGCUUCCUGAUCUUCAGGAAGCUGAUGCUGGAGAAGGAGCUGGCCAGCAUGCUGUGGCGGAUCCGCUGGGAGGAGCUGCAGUUCGGGAGCUCGGAGCGUUACCCCAAGGGGGCAGGCAGUCGACUCACGCUCUCACUGCGCGGGUCAAGUUACGGCUCCCUCGUGACCGCCCACGGCAAAUACCAGAUCUUUGCCAACACGGGACUCUUCAAGGGAAACGUGGUGGCCAUUAAGCACGUCAACAAGAAGCGAAUCGAGCUGACGAGGCAGGUGCUCUUCGAGCUGAAGCACAUGCGGGAUAUCCAGUUCAACCACCUGACGCGGUUCAUAGGGGCCUGCAUUGACCCGCCCAACAUCUGCAUCGUGACUGAGUACUGCCCUCGUGGCAGUCUGCAGGAUAUUCUGGAGAACGAGAGCAUCAACCUGGACUGGAUGUUCCGCUACUCCCUCAUCAACGACAUCGUCAAGGGCAUGGCCUUCCUGCACAACAGCAUCAUCGGCUACCACGGCAGCCUCAAGUCCUCCAACUGUGUGGUGGACAGCCGCUUCGUGCUCAAGAUCACGGAUUACGGCCUGGCCAGCUUCCGGCAGAGCCACGACAGUGAGGGCAGUCACGCGCUCUAUGCCAAGAAGCUGUGGACGGCUCCAGAGCUCCUGCAGAAGGGGACCCUGCCCCCCCCGGCCAUGCAGAAGGCAGACGUGUACAGCUUUGGGAUUAUCCUGCAGGAGAUCGCGCUGCGCAACGGGGCCUUCUUCGUGGAGGGCCUAGACCUCAGCCCCAAGGAGAUUGUGCAGAAGGUGUGCAACAGCCAGCCGCCCUACUUCCGGCCCACCGUUGACACCCGCCUGCACAGCGAGGAACUGGCUGUGCUGAUGGAGCGCUGCUGGGCGCAGGACCUGGGUGAGCGCCCGGAUUUCACCCAGAUUAAAAUCUUCAUCCGACGGUUCAACAGGGAAGGCAGCACCAGCAUCCUGGACAACCUGUUGUCGCGCAUGGAGCAGUAUGCCAACAACCUGGAGAAACUGGUGGAGGAGCGCACGCAGGCCUACUUGGAGGAGAAGCGCAAGGCGGAGAACCUGCUCUACCAGAUCCUCCCUCACUCGGUGGCUGAGCAGCUGAAGCGGGGCGAGACAGUCCAAGCCGAAGCCUUCGACUGCGUCACCAUCUACUUCAGCGACAUUGUGGGGUUCACCUCCUUGUCAGCAGAGAGCACCCCCAUGCAGGUAGUGACGCUCCUCAACGACCUCUACACGUGCUUCGAUGCCAUCAUUGACAACUUUGACGUCUACAAGGUGGAGACCAUCGGCGAUGCCUACAUGGUUGUGUCUGGCUUGCCUGUUCGGAAUGGCAAGCGUCACGCCCACGAGAUCGCCCGCAUGGCCCUUGCACUUUUGGAGGCUGUGAAAACAUUCCGCAUCCGGCACCGGCCCGGUGAGCAGCUGUGUCUGCGCAUUGGUGUACACUCGGGGCCGGUGUGUGCAGGAGUGGUGGGCCUCAAGAUGCCGCGCUACUGCCUUUUUGGGGACACAGUCAACACAGCUUCACGCAUGGAGUCCACCGGCGAGGCCUUGAAGAUCCACAUCUCUUCCACCACCGAGGAGAUCCUGGACGAGUUUGGCUGCUUUGAGCUGGAGCUGCGGGGUGACGUGGAGAUGAAGGGCAAAGGGAAGGUGAGGACCUACUGGCUGCUGGGUGAGAAGAGCAUCAUCUGAUUGGCUCCUCCCUCUUUGGGCACUGGGCAGCCACUCCUC